AUGUUCCAGGAAGCUGCUAUUCACACGCUGUACUCCGAGGUCACCGACUUGACGUCGUUCCUUAGAUGUUUGCCCGAUGACUUAUGGAAGCUGCAAGGGAGAACAUUUUCAUUCAAACGGCAAAUGCAAGCCGCCGACUGGACUGUGCUACUCCGCUACUCCUCCUUCGUGAGGAGCAUCAUUCAACGCCUUAGCGAAAUUGAAUUGGACAUGAGCGUCUACGAGGCUUUAUGUCACUGCCCCGUGCCCUGGUUGUUCCCCCGACUUCGCAGACUCGAGUGGCGUCACGCCGCCAGCGCCAAACGCCUCGUGUCUCACCUCGCCGGCCUCCUCUUUAGUCCCGAACUCGAGCAUGUUGACAUCGCCGCCUCCGGCACGCUCGUCCUCGAAAACCUACCAUCGAUCGUAGCCCGCUGCCCUCUCGUCAAGAUGUUUGACUGCGCUCCACACCGCAUUGACCACGACGACGCGCUUUCGCGUGCGUUCUGCUCCUGGAAACACCUCGAACGGGUCUCGUGCGACAAUCCCUCACCUGAGACGAUGCGUCUUUUCACCGGGCUCAGUUCACUCGGAUCGCUGUCGCUCACAAUCUCCGAAAAGACCGAGUGGCUUGGGCUCAGCGGUCAGGAUGCGUACUUCUCGCUGCCCAGCCUCCGCUCGCUCACCGUGCACGCGGACACAUUCAACACCUGCAUCGCAUUCUUCGAUGCACUCACCGCACACGAGCAGCACCGACUCACGCUCACGAGCCUCGUCCUUGUAGUCACCAAAGUAUCCGAGUCCGCGCUGAGCGCGUGCCUCGUCAAGCUUCCGCUCAUCCUCUCCCACCCGACGCUGCGCACGCUCGAGCUGCACGCCGGCUUCCCAUGCGGGCCACGCGUCACCUUCGCCGACAUCGCGCCCCUGCUCGUCUUCCACAUGAUAUCGUCCUUCGCCCUCUACGGCCCGUUCACGCUCGCACUCAACGACGCGCAGCUCGACCAGCUCGGCCAAGCAUGGCCCAACCUCGAGACCUGCCACGCGAACCCGACCGCGCGUGACUCGGUUGAGCGCGUCUCCCUGCGCGGGCUCACCUCCAUCCUGCGGUGGUGUCCGCACAUCCGCUCGCUCUCGCUGCUUAUCGAGGCGCGAAUGGCGGACGCAGAUGCCGUGAUGAGCGGGCAGGCAGCAGGUGGUGUUCCCGUCCGGAAUGAUCGGGUGACCAACCUGCAGCUGGGAGACUCGAGCGUCGUGGACGAGGAGGGGGUAGCCCUGUUUUUAGCACAGAUGAUGCCCCGCUUGCGCCGGAUCAUUGCCUAUGGCAAGUUCAGGGCGCAGUGGAAGGCUGUUGAGCACGGCAUUCAUUCCCAACGAAACGCUUCUAUAUGA
Coniophora puteana RWD-64-598 SS2 is the source of this 1368-nucleotide messenger RNA. RefSeq lists its product as uncharacterized. NCBI's taxonomy places the organism in Eukaryota, Fungi, Basidiomycota, Agaricomycetes, Boletales, Coniophoraceae. The record is from RefSeq and is a predicted model, not a curated record. The transcript is spliced from 2 exons. Bases 1 to 1368 code for a protein of 455 amino acids.